CGCGCCCGCCGCGCGGGGAGGCAGCACCGCGGAGCCGGUUGCAUGAUGGAAUUUGAACAUUACUUCAAGAGGUUUUAUAUAUCGGAUUAGUUAAUUGUGUUUAUCCUCUGCUGACUAUUUCUUCGGACUCAUUUUUUGGUGUCCUUUUGAGGCGUUAAACUCAGAGAGAUUAUACCAUGGACUACAAGGAAAGCUGCCCAAGUGUAAGCAUUCCCAGCUCUGAUGAACACAGAGAGAAAAAGAAGAGGUUUACUGUUUAUAAAGUUCUGGUCUCAGUGGGUAGGAGUGAAUGGUUUGUCUUCAGGAGAUAUGCAGAAUUUGAUAAACUUUACAACACUUUAAAGAAACAAUUUCCUGCCAUGCCCCUGAAGAUUCCUGCCAAGAGAAUAUUUGGUGAUAAUUUUGAUCCAGAUUUUAUUAAACAAAGAAGAGCAGGACUGAAUGAAUUUAUUCAGAACCUGGUUAGACAUCCAGAGCUCUAUAACCAUCCAGAUGUCAGAGCAUUCCUUCAAAUGGACAGUCCAAAACAUCAGUCAGAUCCAUCUGAAGAUGAGGAUGAAAGAAGUAUUCAGAAGCUACAUUCUACCUCACAAAACAUCAACCUGGGACCAUCUGGAAAUCCUCAUGCUAAACCAACUGACUUUGAUUUCUUAAAAGUUAUUGGAAAAGGCAGCUUUGGCAAGGUUCUUCUUGCAAAACGGAAACUGGAUGGAAAAUUUUAUGCUGUCAAAGUGUUACAGAAAAAAGUAGUUCUCAACAGAAAAGAGCAAAAACAUAUUAUGGCUGAACGUAAUGUGCUUUUGAAAAAUGUGAAACAUCCAUUUUUGGUUGGAUUACAUUAUUCUUUCCAAACAACUGAAAAGCUUUAUUUUGUUCUGGAUUUUGUUAAUGGAGGGGAGCUGUUUUUUCACUUACAAAGAGAACGAUCCUUUCCUGAACACAGAGCUAGGUUUUAUGCUGCUGAAAUUGCCAGUGCAUUGGGUUAUUUACACUCCAUAAAAAUAGUGUACAGAGACUUGAAACCAGAAAAUAUUCUUCUGGAUUCUGUAGGACAUGUUGUCUUAACAGAUUUUGGGCUUUGUAAAGAAGGAAUUGCUAUUUCUGAUACCACCACCACAUUUUGUGGGACACCAGAGUACCUUGCACCUGAAGUAAUCAGAAAACAGCCCUAUGACAAUACUGUAGAUUGGUGGUGCCUUGGUGCUGUUCUGUAUGAAAUGCUGUAUGGAUUGCCUCCUUUUUAUUGCCGAGAUGUUGCUGAAAUGUAUGACAAUAUCCUUCACAAACCCCUGAGUUUGAGGCCAGGAGUGAGCCUCACAGCCUGGUCCAUUCUGGAGGAACUUCUAGAAAAAGACAGGCAAAAUCGACUUGGUGCCAAAGAAGACUUUCUUGAAAUUCAGAAUCAUCCUUUUUUUGAAUCACUCAGCUGGACUGAUCUUGUACAAAAGAAGAUUCCACCGCCAUUUAAUCCUAAUGUGGCUGGACCAGAUGAUAUCAGGAACUUUGACACAGCAUUUACAGAAGAAACAGUUCCGUAUUCUGUGUGCGUAUCUUCUGACUAUUCUAUAGUGAAUGCCAGUGUAUUGGAGGCAGAUGAUGCAUUCGUUGGUUUCUCUUACGCACCUCCUUCAGAAGAUUUAUUUUUGUGAAUGGUUUGCCAUUCAGAAACCAUUGAGCAAAUAUAAGCCUAAGGAUGGGACCGAAACUCCUAUUUGUGUGAAUAUAUUCAAAUAUGUAUAACUAGUGCCUACUUUUUACAUGUAAUAUUGAAAACUAUGGAAAAAUGUAUUUUCUGCUAUAUGCAAGAAAAUAGGGCAUUUCAAAGAGCUAAGUUUUGAUUAAAAUUUGUAUUCUUGUUUA
Messenger RNA from Propithecus coquereli (Coquerel's sifaka), 1860 nucleotides. Its product is annotated as serine/threonine-protein kinase Sgk3. Gene Ontology annotation, molecular function: phosphatidylinositol binding; protein serine/threonine kinase activity; ATP binding. The record is from RefSeq and is a predicted model, not a curated record. Bases 177 to 1649 code for a protein of 490 amino acids. Lineage: Eukaryota; Metazoa; Chordata; Mammalia; Primates; Indriidae. Gene Ontology annotation, biological process: protein phosphorylation. The transcript is spliced from 17 exons.